AUGACUCGGAGUCUAGAUGAGAUGAAGCAGAUGGUUCAAUCGGCGCAGAUGCAUCCCUUAGAAGCAACAGCAACCACCCGAACCAUCAACACCUUUCUUGCUCACGCUCGCAGCACUGGGAAUUCAGACUUGAAUGCUUCAAAUCUCUCGUCCCAUCUAGGUCACAUGUCCAGCAGGGUGCAGAAACUUCGUGCACUUGUGAGCGAGACCACAUCGCGCAAGCUGACUUCAUCUCAGUAUACGGCGGUGAAUGUGGCUGAAUACGUGAAGUCUAUGACUGAAGUCAUGAGGUCCAAAGCACACACACUUGGGGUCUUUCAUCACAGAGCCGUGAAAAGCAAGGAGAAGCAUCAUUGGUUGCACAAACAUGCAGCUGAGAAAAGCGCAGAGGAUAUCUUAGCAGAGGCCCAGGAGGAUUCCAUCAUGCUUUCCCUUAGCAGCAUCGACAAGACAUGGUGGCAAUUGAGGGCAACAUUUGAUCUUUAUUUUGCUGACACGGAGGAUUACUUGGGGGUAUUCAAAAAUGCUCUUGUGGCUUUGGACGGCUACACUGAAAGGUGCUCCAUGUCCUUCCUGGAUUUGAAGUCUGCAUACGCCACCUUCGCUAGGGCAGAUGCAAAGGUUCAUCAGACCUUGCAAGGGGUGUUGGACACGGAGAUUUUGAAGAGAUUCGCCAGGCUUGACCUCGCCACGUUCAACGCCACAGCGAAGCUGGAUGGCAGUCCAUUGAAGACAUUAUGCGCAAGGCCUGAUGCCAAAGGUUCAGGACAGGGGGGGCGCGAACGUGUUUGGUAG
Messenger RNA from Durusdinium trenchii, 795 nucleotides. Lineage: Eukaryota; Dinophyceae; Suessiales; Symbiodiniaceae. The record is from the annotation of a GenBank genome assembly.